Coniophora puteana RWD-64-598 SS2 is the source of this 1763-nucleotide messenger RNA. RefSeq names its product aquaporin-like protein. The transcript has 6 exons. Gene Ontology annotation, molecular function: water channel activity. NCBI's taxonomy places the organism in Eukaryota, Fungi, Basidiomycota, Agaricomycetes, Boletales, Coniophoraceae. The coding region runs from base 846 to 1763 and encodes 305 amino acids. The record is from RefSeq and is a predicted model, not a curated record. Gene Ontology annotation, biological process: transmembrane transport. Gene Ontology annotation, cellular component: plasma membrane.
GCCGAACGUCACUCUUGAGGUACACACACACCGGCGCCAACCUCCCUAUACCUCCCCAGCGAAGCGCGAUUGAGACGCCCUCUGACAAAGAUGGCGCGCGAACCUGGAUGCAGAACUUCAAGGACACAAAGACCAUCCCGAAAGACAAGGUCGAAAUGACAUUUGCACGGAGCUCUGGUCCUGGAGGACAGAACGUCAACAAAGUGGAAACCAAAGUCAUUGUCCGAGUCUCGCUCCGCGCAUCGUGGAUCCCGCAAUGGGCUCGCCCCUACCUCCAGGAAUCUCCACACUAUGUAAAGUCCACAGAUGCGCUCCUUCUCUCGAGCAGUGAGCAUCGCUCCCAGGCACAAAAUGCGGAACGUGCGCUUGCCAAGCUACAUUCUGUCAUACUCGAAGCUGCAAGUAAACCGGUGACGAAAGACCCCACCAAAGAGCAACAAGAGCGCGUCAGGAAACUUGUCAAAGCCGAGGAUGCGCGUCGAAAAGUGCAGAAAGGGAAACGCAGCCAACUCAAGCAGACCCGAUCCAAGCGGGGCUGGGACGAUUGAUAGGUCCCAACGAACGAGGUCUAGGCGAAGGGAAUAUUGAUCUUCGCCCAGUGCCUGGCAGCACGAGCCCCGGAUCGGGAGCGUCGAGAAUUCAGAUGCGAAUGACGUCAGGAGUUAACCUCCUCGACGCGCAUUUCUUCUGGCCCAGUUUCAUAUCAGUCUCAUCGCUUUGCUCUUCUUUCGAGCGCGCACCGUCGAAGCUUCACCCAUCAGUCAAGCCACCCACCCUUUUGUCAUAUACCUUCUGAAUCUCACCGGCCUUCUAUCGCAUAAUCGCACAACGUCCGUAUCUUCAUCAUGCCCAAGAUGACACGCCGUGGCCACUUCGCCACCAUCCGGAUCGACAUCAAAGCCGCCAUCCUCGAGUGCGUCGGCACGACCUUCUUCCUCCUCUUCGGCCUCGGCGGCAUCCAAGCUGCCACCGCCGGGACGCUCGCCUCAAGCAGCGAGUCGGCGCCCUCUCAGAUCGAGCACGUCCUGUACAUCUCCACGUCCAUGGGCCUCAGCCUGCUCGUCUCCGCGUGGUUGUUCUUCCGCAUAACUGGCGGGCUGUUCAACCCGAACGUCACGCUCGCGCUGAUGCUCGUCGGCGUGGUCCCGCCGGUGCGCUUCGUGCUCAUGUGCAUCGCGCAGCUUUUGGGCGCGAUCAUCGCGAGCGCGAUUCUGUGCGGACUUACACCGGGACCGCUGGCGUCCAAUACGUUCCUCCAGAGCGAUAUUAAUGCAGCGCAAGGUGUCUUUAUCGAGAUGUUCGCCACCGCUGCGCUCGUCACCGCCGUACUCAUGCUCGCCGCCGAGAAACACCAGGCGACCCCAUUCGCCCCUAUUGGAAUCGGUCUCACCCUCUUUGCAUGCCACCUUUUCGCAGUCUUUUACACAGGCGCGGCCAUGAACACCGCGCGCGCCUUCGGCCCCGCAGUCGUCACGGGCUUCACGUAUCCGCACCACUGGGUGUACUGGCUCGGGCCGUUCCUGGGCUCGCUCCUCGCCAGCGGGUUCUAUAUUCUGCUCAAGUACAUGCACUACCAGGACCUGAACCCGGCGCAGGCGAGCACAAAUCCGGAUGAUUCGCCUGCGCCGCCGAUUCUGGCCACGGAUGACGAUGCCGGCGCUCAUGGAGAGGCGCACGGAGAGGCGCAUAGCGGUGUGGGUGCGGGGGCGAGGGAGAACAAAGGGCCGAAGACGAGCAUGAGUGAGGGGUCGACAAGUGUUUAG